GUUUACAACCAUUGACGAGUGUUAGUCUCUGCCCCGUCUGCUCAGAGAAUGCUGCGCGGCGAGGCUGGACGCGAGGCUGCAUCCGAGCGGGACCGAUGAGUGAUCUUAUCUCCUCACUAUUUGAUCUCGUAAUCCGUUUCCCUUUCCUUCCAAUUUCCCUAGACUCUCGCAAUCAACUUGUCAGUCUUGCAACUCACCUGGAUUCCGUUUCUUCCCUGCCACGCACUGUGGUUGAGAGUCAUCGUAUUCGUGGAGACACGCGACAAGCCACGCACCUGGAUAAGAACACGCCCAAUCGCUCACAGGAUGGAUAAAUUUGCUUCCACUCUUGAAGAUGUUCUGGACGACAUAUCAUUCCGCAUGCGCGAUUGGUAUGCGAGGCAGGAAUUCACGGGCAAAGGUCUCUUGAUAUGUGGCACCGCUUUCUGCAUGCUGAUCUUGCCGCUUGCUCUAUUCGAGCUCAAACGGAAUGCUAGGGCAUCCAACUCAAAGAAACCACGUCUUCCUGCUACCAGCAAAAGACUACCUAUCCCAAAACCGAUCAAGGUCAAGGAGAUACGUGUCUAUCCGAUCAAGUCGUGUCGGGGCAUGAUCGUGCCUAGCGUAAAGGUUCUGGAGACUGGUCUCGAGCUGGACCGAAACUGGAUGUUUGUUGAUGCAAAAACUAUGAAUUUUCUCACCAUCCGUCAAAUAUCUGAAAUGACGCUGAUCGAUACGAAGUUGACAAGUGAUGGCCAGCUCGAAGUGAGCGUGCGUACCAGGCCGGAUAUCAAGUUCACGAUAGCAACACAUCCGACACGAGCCUGGCUGGAAGCAAACACCAAGCUCAGUGAGUGCGAGAUCUGGGGCACCAAGACAGACGGAUGGGUUUAUCCCGAGGCCAUGACGGCAGGCUUCUCUGAGUUCUUGGGUAAAGAUGUACGCUUCGUUUUUAAAGGUCCAACAAGGCGCGAUCUUCCUAAGCAAGCCAGACCCGAAGUCCUCGGACGUGUUGGAAGCAUAAAAUUCGCUGACUUUAUGCCUGUGCAAGUCGCGAACCAGCGGUCGAUCGAGGAGCUCAACUCACGACUCAGAGCCAUAGGUGAGAAGGAGAUUACGAUCGAGCACUUCCGGCCUAAUAUUGUCGUCGAAGGCGAGGAGCCGUGGUACGAAGAUGUAUGGAAGACGAUCCGCGUGGGCGGCACAAAAGCUGGAAAUGUCACUAUGGACAUUCCAGUUAGAUGUGCUAGGUGCCAGGUGCCCAAUGUGAGUCCGGACACGGGCAUCAAGAACCCAAAGCAACCAUGGGACACCCUCAUGAAGUAUCGCCGCAUUGACAAAGGUAUUAAUUUUAAGCCAUGCUUCGGUAUGCUGUGCGUGCCCAGAGGCGAAGGGUUCAUAGAGGCUGGUACUGAUUUCGAGGUCCUUGAGGUGACCGAAGAGCACAACUAUAAGGGCCUUUAAAGGCGGUCAUCGUCGAUAGAUGGAAAUGGCUUGAGCACGUAUAAAGACGAGUUCUACUGGUAGCUGUGUGCCGUUUAAGACAAAGACAAAUUGAUAUUCGACAGCAGAUUUCGGGCCCGGUGAUGAACUUGCGAGAUAUUCUCAUUCCAAAAAGUAAUCAAAUCAUUGACAUUCUGGUGAUCAAGGCAGAUAUCUGCGAUCAAAAACUGUACAAGCUUGGCACAUCAACUCAAGC
This is a messenger RNA of Verruconis gallopava, 1678 nucleotides long. RefSeq lists its product as uncharacterized. Lineage: Eukaryota; Fungi; Ascomycota; Dothideomycetes; Venturiales; Sympoventuriaceae. Bases 307 to 1443 code for a protein of 378 amino acids. Gene Ontology annotation, molecular function: catalytic activity; pyridoxal phosphate binding; molybdenum ion binding. The record is from RefSeq and is a predicted model, not a curated record. The transcript has a single exon.